Messenger RNA from Fusarium coffeatum, 2334 nucleotides. RefSeq lists its product as uncharacterized. Gene Ontology annotation, biological process: carbohydrate metabolic process. Lineage: Eukaryota; Fungi; Ascomycota; Sordariomycetes; Hypocreales; Nectriaceae. The record is from RefSeq and is a predicted model, not a curated record. The transcript has 3 exons. The coding region runs from base 1 to 2334 and encodes 777 amino acids.
AUGAGGUUCUUCGGCGGGGCUUUACCAGCCCUUGCUCUCUGCUGCACAUCCGUGUUAGCUACACUUCCAUCAUCUUACGAUGUUGUCUGGAACAAGCCUGGAGUUAACGGCUCGGCUGAUUCUAUGCCUCUCGGUGGUGGCGACAUCGGUCUGAACACAUGGUAUGAGAAUGGCACAAUUCUCAUGUACGUCGCCAAGAGCGGUACUUUCGACGAGAACAACGCUCUUCUUAAGCUCGGUCGCGUCAGACUGUCAUUUGACCCUAACCCCUUCGAAGAUUCUUUCGAACAGAGACUUAUCCUCAACGAUGGUUACGUCAAGUACACUGGCAGAGACAAUGCCACUGCAAAGAUUUGGGUCGAUGUCUUCAACCCUGUAGUGCACAUCGAAGUUGACAGUGCCGAGGAAAUUGCCGUUGGCGUCGCUUACGAGAACUGGAGGUUUAAGGACCUAUCUAUGGUCAGCGAAGAGCGCAAUCAGGGUUCCUGGGGUAUCUAUACCUCAAAGGUCGCUAACGGCACCACUCACGCUGAUAAGAUCGAUUUCCAUGAGAAUGGCGUCCUGAUGAGCCACCGAAAUGAGAAGCUUGAUCUGUGGGACUUCCAGAUCAAGCAACAGAAGUUGGAGAAAUAUGCUGACGAGAUGUACAAUCCCAUGCGCGGGAACGAAUUUGGUAUCUUUGUUCACUCUGAACAACUCAAGCCUGGAGAUAUCACAGAUGGUCAUUACAUCAACACAACUUACAAAGCCUGGAAUCUCGAAGCUAAGGCGCCCAGAAAGUCGUUCAAGAUCGCACUGUCUAUGUACCAAGCUCAGACCAAGAGUCAUGAUGAGUGGUACAACGGCCUCAAGAAUGUCAUCAAGUCAGCCGUCAAAAAUACCCAGGAAGCAACUCUUACCUGGUGGCACGAGUAUUGGGCCCGCUCUUACAUCAUCAUAAACGAAGACAAGGGCGAAAAGGACGCAGGUUUUCAAGUGGGCAAAAACUAUCAACUGUGGCGCUUCCUCAUGGGCUGUAACGCCAAAUCUUCCUGGCCAACUAAAUUCAACGGUGGUCUCUGGACUUUUGACCCCGUCUUUGUUAACCCAUACCGACCAUACACACCAGACCAUCGACGCUGGGGCGGCGGUACAUUCACCGCUCAAAACCAACGUUUGUUGUACUGGCCGCUGCUAAGGUCGGGAGACUUUGAUGUCAUGACACAGCAAUUUGACUUUUAUAAGCGCAUCACUCCGAACGCUGUUUUGAGAGGGCAAGUCUAUCAGGAGCUUGAUGCUGCGUUCUUUUUGGAGCAGAUCGACAACACCGGUUUGUCGAAUGUGUUUGAGUAUGAUGCUCAGUGGUAUGACGAUGAUGCGAAUACGCCACGACCGGAUUUCUUUCCCGAUGGUGAAUUGUGGAACGUUUGGUUGAAUCAUAUGCAGGAUACUGCCAAUGAAUUUGCCGACAUGAUCCUCCAGGCAAACAUCUAUUCAGGCUACGACGUCAAGCCAUAUCUUGAAUUUAUAGAGUACCAGCUCGCCUGGUUUGACAAGUACUAUACCAGAGAAAUGCUCAAGCGCAACCCCUGGCCAUUGACUGGCAUGGCUGGUAAUGAAUCUCUAGUCAUCUAUCCUGGCUCAGCAGCGGAAACUUACAAAGAGGCGUACAACCCUGUCUCCACCCUCGCUGGUCUUCGCCAAGUUAUCAAGGAUCUCCUCAUCGUGGAUGAAUUUGCCCUUCAAAACAAAACUUACUACCAGAAAUACCUCGAUAAGAUCCCCGCCAACACAUUCCGUGAACAAAAUGGCCACACCUGCAUCGCCCCGGCCGAAGCCUACACCCGCGUUCAAAACAGCGAAGUCCCCCAACUCUACCUUGUUUUUCCCUGGACCGAAUACGGUCUCGGUCUACCCAAUCUUACCAUCGCCAAAAACACUUAUCUAUACGACACCGAAACGGUCAUCUAUCAUGGCAACAACGGGUGGAAGCAAGAUGUCAUCUGGCUCGCGCGUAUGGGUUUCACAGCCAACGCAACAGCCAUGACCGAAGAGCGGUACGCGCCUAGCAAGGUGUGCAAGUUCCCAAUCUUCAAGGGUCCCAACUUUGACUGGACGCCCGAUCUGAAUCAUUACGGGGCUGCGGCUAUUGGCUUGCAGGAACAGCUUGUGCAGACCUUUGUGGACGAUGAUAUCAGGUUGCUUGCUGCCUGGCCGGAGAGCUGGGAUGUUAGAUUCAAGGUGUGGGCACCGAAGAAUACUACCGUUGAGGGAAUGGUGAAGGGGGGUAAGGUAGAGGAGCUUGUGAUUCUGCCUAAAUCUCGUAAGGGAGAUGUGAUUGUUGGACAAGGGUAG